CCGCGCGGAGCUGGUGGCCGGGGGGACGGUUUGCGGCGAACAGUUACGCCCCGUGCCAGGUGCGGCGGAAGACGGAGGUCGGGAUGAAGAGCAGAGUGAAGCCACGGAGGGGGCUCCUGCUGCUGUUCCUGGGGGUCCAGCUGCUGCUCGUGGGGGCGUUCCUCUACCAGGUCCACCGCUGCCGCGGCGUAGGCUCCUUCCUGCGCCUCCUGACGCAAGCCAGGCCCCAGGCCGCAGGACAGCUGCCCUCCUUGGCCCCGUUCUCCUCGCCCGGAGUCCCCCACCACGACGUCUACGCCAACCUCAGCCAGAUCCGCCCCCUGAACGUCAGCCAGGAUGAGCUGCCCAACUGCCCUGAGGUCUCACCCUACGUCAGCGGCCCCUUGAAGGUGACGAUCCCGGAGAACCUGACACUGGAGGUGCUGGUGAGGAGGAACCCGCUGGUGGAGCCGGGCGGGCAGUACUGGCCGCCUGACUGCUGGCCCCGGCACCACACAGCGGUGGUGGUGCCCUACCACGGGCAAGCCCGGCACCUGCUGCACCUGCUCUUCCACCUGCACCCGUUCCUGCAGCGCCAACAGCUGCACUAUGCCAUCUACGUGGUGGAUCCGGUAAACAACACCGCCUUCAGCCGAGGCCGGCUGCGCAACGUGGGCUUCUGGGAGGCCCUGCAGGACGGGGACUGGGACUGUGUCUUCCUGCACGCCGUGAACCUGCUCCCGGAGGACGACCGCAACCUCUACACCUGCGACCUCUUCCCCGCCCACGUGUCCGUGGCCAUCGACAAGUUCAACUACAGGCUUCCCUACCAGGGCUACCUCGGAGGGGUGUUUGCCCUGCGCCCCAUCCACUUCCUGAGGAUAAACGGCUUCCCCAACACACACUGGGGCUUGGAUGACGAGGACAGCGACAUUGCUGCCAGGGUGAAGCUCAGCGGGCUGCUCCUCUCCCGGCCCCACCUGCUCUUCGGCCGCUACCACAUGCUGGAGGGGCAGGACGCUGGCCCCGCGCGCGGCGUCCAGAGGUGCGAGAACUGGGACAGAGGAAUCCAGCGUCUUGUGCAGGAGGUGUGGAGAGAAGAGACCGAGACCGUAAUCAGACCCAGGGAUUCGGCUAUAUAUAUAUAUAUACACACACACACACAUUAUAUUGUUCUGCUACUCCGUUGUUCCUGGUAUUUUUUCCUGGUGCAGAAAACGUGGGGAAGAGUGGUGAAAACCAAGCGGCCGGCUGAGUAGUUACAGCCUAUCUACCUCAUGGGGUACUACGCAGCCUCUAGAAAGUGGUAGAGUGUUAAAAAUCAAACAUGCGCACGUGUGGUACAGACUGGUUCUCAUAAAGGUGCGGUGGGUAAAGCCACCACUGGGUGUCUGCAUCCCGUACUGGAGCGCGUGGCUCAAGUCCUGCCUCCACUUCCCAUCCGGCUGCCUGCCGAUGCGCAUCCUGGGAGGCGCAGGUGACGGCCAGGUGCGAGUCCCUGCCGCCCACACGGGGCCUGGGUGCAGUUCUUGGCCACUGCCUGGCUCUAGGCAUUUAGGGAGUAAACUGGGAGAUGUGAGAUCUCUCUCCAUUUCUUUUUUUUUUUUAAGAUUUAUUUAUUUAUUUGAAAGUCAGAGUUACACAGAGAGAGGAGAGGCAGAUAGAGAGAGAGAGGUCUUCCAUCUGCUGGUUUGCUCCCCAGUUGGCCACAAUGGCCAGAGCUGUACCAAUCCAAAGCCAGGAGCCAGGAGCUUCUUCCAGGUCUCCCACAUGGGUGCAGGGGCCCAAGCACUCGGGCCAUCUUCUACUGCUUUCCCAGGCCGCAGCAGAGAGCUGGAUGGGAAGUGGAGCAGCGGGACUAGAAUUGGCGUCCGUGUGGGAUGCCAACACUGCAGGCAGCACCGCUAUGGCUCAGCGCUGGUCCCUCUCCAUUUCAAAUAAAUGAAAAUCAGUAAUGAUAAUAGAGAAAGAAGAGAGGGUUCCUAUAUAGGUGUAUGAUUAUAGCGGUGUGUGUGUGUGUGUGUGUGUGAGUGUGUGAUGUGUGGCAGCCAUACUCUGUAAAGAGCCCAGCAUUAAUAUGUUCGGCUUGGAGGCCAUAUCUGCACAGCUGCCCGGUUCUGCCGAUGGAGCGUGAAGACAGCUCCAGACACUCCCCCCCCCCCCCAUAUCUAUAUAAAUGCGCGGGACUGUGAUUUACUAAGGAAAAAGAAGAUUGGCCGGUUAGAUUUCGCCGGUGGCCACAGCGUGGUGACUGCUGUUUGUUGAUUAGGAGUCUUCUGGAUCGAGUGUCGGCACUGAUUAUCUGCCGAGAGGCUGGGCAGGGGCGUGGGGUGUGCAGGGAGGGUGGAGGUGAGCUGACUGCGAGACACCGUGCACUCCCGAACCACGUUGAUGCCUCUGUCACAGCUACGCGUCCAUGUGUCUGUAAUAAGUAACCACCAUUGUAUUUAUAUUUGUUACUCUGAAAUAAUUACUAUGACACAACCUCACAAUGUAUAUUCAACAGAGAAUAAACUUGGUAAACAGUUACAUGAGAUUGUUAAAAAAUAACCCUGAUCCACCUGCCGCAAAGCCUGCUGGACAGGAGAGUGUGAUGUGCGCGCACGCACACGCACACGCAGAUUUUUGCAUGAAAAUAGACUCAUCUUUUAACUCUGCUUUCUCAGACUGGAGCGUCCUCACACCUGCUUACCUGUAUGUAGUGCAUAGACGCACAGACGUGUGGACACACAUGCCUGUGUGACGUCCACGUCUACAUGCGGAUGCACACUCGCGUUGUGUUUCACGUCGGUCCUUUGCCGCACUGCAGGGGUGCCGUCACCCACCAUGGCAGUGUCAGCCAACUUGCCUGUGGAUGUGGUCUGUGCGGUGCCGUCCUCUAGAACAGGGCUGGACGCUGCGGCAGCUGGUGACUUAGGGAUGACAUCCACACCCUUACUAAAGCUAGUUCAAAUGUGGGUGCUUCCGCUGCUGCCUAAAUGUCCUGUUUGCCAGUUUCCCCUCCGUAAGGUAACGCGUGACCGUGGGCUGUGGAUUCUACGGUGUAAAAUUGGAUUUUCUUGGGAGGUUUUCCCGCCUUGAGAACUUGGUGUCUGCUUCGUUGAUGAGCGUGCUGCUGCAGCGGGAGCCCUCCCUGAGCAGCUUCCCACGGCCGCGGCGUGCGUACGGCUUCUCCCCGGUGAUCCCGUGACGGCUUGGACGUGAGGGGCUUCCCACACCUGUGGCACUGGCGCAGCCUCUCUGCCAUGCCACCACGCGUGCUUCUGAGCGCAGGCCUGCCCACAGCCAGCCCACCCGUGGGACUCUUGCCCUGUCCAGAUUCUUGGGGGCCGGCCGAGUGACGGCUUCCCCGUAUCCACUGUACACGUGCUGUCUCUGUCCACUGUACGCAUGCCGUCUGUCCGCUGUACACGUGCUGUCUGUCCGCUGUACGCGUGCCGUCUGUCCGCUGUACACGUGCUGUCUCUGUCCGCUGUACGCGUGCUGUCUCUGUCCGCUGCACGCGUGCUGUCUCUGUCCGCUGUACGCGUGCUGUCUCUGUCCGCUGCACGCGUGCUGUCUCUGUCCACUGUACGCGUGCUGUCUCUGUCCGCUGCACGCGUGCUCCUCUGUCCACUGCACACGUGCUGUCUCUGUCCGCUGUACACGUGCUGUCUCUGUCCGCUGUACGUGUGCUGUCUGUCCGCUGUACGUGUGCUGUCUCUGUCCGCUGCACGCGUGCUUCUCUGUCCGCUGUACACGUGCUCUGUCCACUGUACACGUGCUGUCCGCUGUACGCAUGCUGUCUGUCUGCUGUGCACGUGCUGUCUCUGUCCACUGUACGCGUGCUGUCCGCUGUACACGUGCUGUCUCUGUCCACUGUACGCGUGCUGUCUCUGUCCGCUGUACGCGUGCUGUCUCUGUCCGCUGUACACGUGCUGUCCGCUGUACACAUGCUGUCUGUCCGCUGUACGCGUGCUGUCCGCUGUACACGUGCUGUCUCUGUCCGCUGUACGCGUGCUGUCUCUGUCCGCUGUACGCGUGCCAUCUGUCCGCUGUACACGUGCCGUCUGUCCGCUGUACACGUGCCGUCUGUCCGCUGUACACGUGCUGUCUCUGUCCGCUGUGAGUUUUCUGGGGCGAUCCAGGGGUGCGGCGUGGGGAGCGGCCUUUGGCACACACACCACAUUCAUGCAGUGGUCUCUGCUGUGAGUUCUGAGGAGAGGACGUGACGAAGGCUUGUCCGCAUCGUCUGUGUCCCUGGCGGUGCUGGACACAGCGACUCCUGGGCGGGGCCCCGCGCGCAUGCAGUGGGAAUCGGACGCUGCGUGAGUGUGGUUCACGGCUGAGCCCUUUUCUGCAUUGGUUCCUUUGCAGAGUUUUCCUCCUGGCCACUGCUCCCUGCGAGCGCUGGAAGUGCCGCAGGCCAGUUGCUGCCCAGGGCCGAGGCUGCGGCUGCUCUCUGACCUGCCUCGCGUGUGCCCGUGGAUUCCGGGGUAGGCUGCUAGGGCUCACGCGGGGCCCUUCGCGAAGUCUUGUCUUGGAGAAGGAAGGCGGGCCGCAGGGUGAUUUCCCAGGGCCCCUGUCACCACUGUCACUGUCUACUCAGAGUCGUCCACAAUGAACACGGCUGGGAAGCUCACUUUGAUGUUGCUGCUGCUCCGUGCAUGGCCAGCAGCCAGCUGCAGUUUGUUUUGUUUUGUUUUGUUGAAGAUUGAAUUUAUUUGAGUAGUAGAGUUAGAGGAAAGGCAGAGAGAAAGAUCUUCCAUCUGCUGGUUCACUUCCCAGAUGGCCGCAAGGGCCAGAGCUGGCCAAUCCGGAGCCAGGAGCUUCCUCUGGGCCUCCCACGCAGGUGCAGGACCCCAAGGACCUGGGCCAUCUUCUACUGCUUUCCCAGGCCACAGCAGAGAGCUGGAUUGGAAGUGGAGCAGCCGGGACUCGACAAUAAAACCACCUAAUGAAGCGUUUCCACACUCUCUCCCGUGUUUACGUGACCCAUCACUGGGUCUGUCAAUCAUCUGUCCAGCACUUGGUGCGUGCCAGCCAGCAUUCCAUGUGGUACGCAUGAAAUUCACACGAUCCUCCCGACAACCCCCCAAGGCAGUAAGACCUAUUGUCCUUGUUCUACCGAUGCAGGCGAGACACGGACGGUUACUUGGCCAAGAUCACUCAGAACCUUGAACACAGGCAACCUGGUUCCAGUGGCGGUGGCAGUCUGCAUAGCUGGGUUUAGGAUGACAACUGUAGGAUGAACUAGACCAGGACAACACUGGUAGCUGGCCAGGGCUUGAGGGAGGGGCUCGGAAAUAUAGUCGUUCAUUAGUUUUCAUGUCUAAAUCCCCAUGCUUUCUGUCAUUGGUAGAAACAAUGUUGAAGUCCUCGGUCUUCUGUUACAAGUAUUAAGCUUUGCCCGUCCUGACUUGGCUAAGCAGUGAUAGAAGACCCCAGCCCCAACUCUCAAACUGUGAAGCUGCCAUUGUACCCCUGAGAACAAGGAGUGGACAUUUACCCCAAGAAGGGUGUCCUGGACAGGUGGGUGAGCAGGCUGACCCUGGCAUGUCCUUCACCUCUCUUCCGUGGGAGUGAGCUCAUCUCUCCGUUAGGACUUCAGCUGUAACCUACUGGACACACCUCUGCAGUGCACUUGAGAGGAAGGGAAGGGAGGCGUGGGUUAUUCCAAUGGUCUAGGCUGUAGCCAGGAGCAGGAACACACCCCAGGCUGCCCGUGUGGGUGAGAGGAAGCCGGUCCUUGAGCCAUCGGCACUGCCCAGGGGCUGCCUUAGCCGGCAGCUCAGUGUGGGGCUCGGAAGCCGUACCUGCGGGGCUAAGUGCUCACUUUCGCUUUCGCUUUCCUUGUUUGUUUUACAGCCAAGAGUGGGCGUCCACAGUCAUCUGAUUUACUGAACUGCACAAACAGCAGGUGCUCGACGAAAAUGAAACUGCUGAACCCGUGGCCGUACUUUGCCAGACUUUAGUACUGAGUGUACUACCGCCGUCGCACCUCGCUGCUUGUCGUCUUUCAGUCACUUUGAGAAACCGCAUCCGUGUUUCACCCUCUAUAAAAAACGAGUGUUCAUCAAUGUUCUCAUCAAGUGCAUGAUGUCAUCUGGGAGAGUGCACCGUCGCACACAUCGGGCAGCGUCCUUGCCCUCCCCUCUCCACCCCGGCGGCCCACCACUCCGCUCUCUGGAUCUGACCGCCGUGGCUGCCCCAUGGAAGCAGAGCCACGUUCUUGUCUCGCAUGUCCAGCGUGUCCCACGCAGCACAGUGUCGAAGGCUUGUCCGUGUCGUAGCGUGUGUCGGAACCCUGUCCUUUCUAAGACUGGAGCACCCUAGCAUAUCCACCGGCCACACGUUCAUCCGCGGACGGGUGGCCUUCAUUCAGAUCUUCCCCCGUGAACAGCGCGGCUGUACAAGUGCCUGCUCAAGUCCUGCUUUCAACUCUGGAAAUGGCAGGAGUGGCACUUCCAGGCUCAAGUCCUUUUCCCAUCUUUUAAUUGGAUUAUUUCCUGUUUCAUUUUUCACUCUAAGAUUUAUCUAAUGUGUUUAUUUAUUUGAAAGACUGACGGAGCGGGAUGGACAGAGAGAUUUAUUUUACAGCUGCUCAUUCACUCCCCAGAUGGCUGCAACAGCCCAGCUAGGCUACACCAAAGCUGGGAGCCACGAGCUCCAUCUGGUUUCCCACGUGGGUGGCACAGGCCUAAGUGCUUGGGCCUUCAUCUGCUGCCUUCCCAGGCACCUUAGCAGGGACCAGAGGGCUGCAGUGGCCAGGGCUGGGCCAAGCCAAAGACAGCAGCCAGAAGCUCCAUCUGGGUCUCCCUUGCGAUUGACGGGCAAAAACACUCAAGCCGUCUCCACUGCUGUUCCCAGGCCAUUAGCAGAGAGCAGCCAGGACUCGAACCGGCGUCCCUGCGGAUGUCGGCGCCGCAGCGUUGGCCCCAACCGGACAGAUUUCUUGGGGAAAGCAUACUGGCCGAGUGUGUAGGCAUGAUUGGGUUUGAGUGUGUCCUUGUCCAUCUCGGCCUGGAUGAAGUGGAAACCCAACCGUACUGACCGGCUUCUGCCACUAGAGGGAGCCCUUCGGCACGGUCAGGUUCUCGCCCUGGACAACAGGGCGAGAGCCCACUUCUGCCUAUGGUGCAGAAAUGGCUUCUUUCUCGAGCCGCGGUCGUAAAGGACGGCCGACGAGGGCCUAGUGUAACUUCAUAAAGAGUAAGUGGCACACCAGCAGUAGUUGCUGCGGGAUUCCGGGCCACCUGCUGGGUUUGGGUACAGGUGUGCAGCCAGGGGUCACCUGCACAUUGCACUGGGGAGGAGCUGCCACUACCCAGGCUGUGUUU
Messenger RNA from Lepus europaeus (European hare), 7298 nucleotides. Its product is annotated as beta-1,4-galactosyltransferase 3-like. Gene Ontology annotation, biological process: carbohydrate metabolic process. Lineage: Eukaryota; Metazoa; Chordata; Mammalia; Lagomorpha; Leporidae. The transcript has 7 exons. The record is from RefSeq and is a predicted model, not a curated record. Bases 84 to 1238 code for a protein of 384 amino acids. Gene Ontology annotation, molecular function: glycosyltransferase activity.